AUGUCAGCUCCCACAGGGAUCCCAACAUACACUUCAGCCCCCUUGAAUGCCAACCAGAACGACGAGAGCACUCAAGGCUCAACCUCCCAUCCCGAACCCGCCACCUCAAUCGAGGCGUCCGCUACCGGCACACCGCAGCCUCCAAACACCUCGGCCACCGCUACAGCGCCCUCAUACGCCCCCAUAUACGCGACCGCUCAGGAUGGAUCUUCUUUACCAGCACAGCCCGGUGCAGCCCCAAGCCUCGCAGCUCCCACCGCCGCCCCGGUUCUGCCGACCUCAGCGAAUCUAGCACCAACUCCAACAUCUGCGCUCCCAACCGCCACGUCUCAGUCCCCUCCUGCUCCACAGCCUGGUGCUAUGCCCACGGCACUUUCUGCGGCGGCCCCGCCAUCUGCAUCCUCGUUCAGUCCAUCAUAUGCUUACCAGCGGUCUCCGCCCAGCCAUGCCCCGGCGCCUAAUUCGACGACGACUCCUUAUUCCUCCGUGUAUCCCUCUACCUCUGGUUCGUACUCCCAGGGUCUUCCACUGCAUGGAACCAGUGGAAGCGGAGGCGGUGCAGGCAAUAUCUUUGGUGACGAGGAGGAGCCGGGGUUUCUCACUACGGCGAGGGGAUGGUGGCAGAGUGCGGGUACAAAAUUGGCGGAGGUAGAGGCAGAGGUUUGGAAACGCAUUAAUGAUGCCCAUGGGAAGUAG
Messenger RNA from Penicillium chermesinum, 696 nucleotides. RefSeq lists its product as uncharacterized. The transcript has 2 exons. NCBI's taxonomy places the organism in Eukaryota, Fungi, Ascomycota, Eurotiomycetes, Eurotiales, Aspergillaceae. The record is from RefSeq and is a predicted model, not a curated record. The coding region runs from base 1 to 696 and encodes 231 amino acids.